AUGUAUGUGGGCUACCUCUUGGAUAAGGACUCUGCCAUGUACCCCAGCCCUGCUCGGCCCCCCAGCCUGAGCCUGAGCCCGCAGAGCUACGCGCCCGCGCCCCCUCAGUACCCGGACUUCGCCAGCUACCACCAUGUGCCGGGGAUCCCCGGAGACCCCCAGCACAGCCAGCCCGCGGGCGCCUGGGGCUCUCCCUAUGCACCCAGCAAGGACGACUGGCAUUCGUAUGGGCCCUCGGCCGCCAGCCCGGCGCAGCUGGGCUUCGGCCCCCCGGAUUUCAACCCCCUGCAGCCUCCCGGCUCCGGACUCCUCCCGCCACCCAUGCCGCAGCUGUCCCCCGGCGCGCAGAGGCGCACGCCCUUCGAGUGGAUGAGGCGCAGCACCCCCAGUGGCAGCAGUGGCGGAUCUGGCAAGACCCGAACGAAAGACAAGUACCGCGUGGUGUACUCGGACCACCAGCGCUUGGAGCUGGAGAAGGAGUUUCAUUUCAGCCGCUACAUCACCAUCCGGCGCAAGGCAGAGCUGGCGGCUGCCUUGGGGCUCACCGAACGGCAGGUGAAAAUCUGGUUCCAGAACCGGCGAGCCAAGGAGAGGAAGGUGAACAAGAAGAAGAUGCAGCAGCAAACGCAGCCCGCCAGCACCACGACGCCCACCCCGCCGGCCAUUGGCACCCCGGGCCCCAUCGCCGGCAUCUGCAGCAGCACCACCGGCCUGAUCUCGUCGUCGCCGCUGGCUAUCAAGGAAGAGUUCCUGCCUUAACCCGGCUGCUCCAGACUCAGACGCCAGCCCCCUGCGGCCAAACGGUGCUCGAGAGCGGCCACCCCUUCACCGAGGCAUGCCGCGGCGGGGCCUGAGCCAGCCGAGGGGGCCCCCGCUGCAGAAGUGUCGUGGGCUCAGUUCUCUGUAUAGACCCAGUAGGUUAGUGACUGUUGCUCUGUUUUAGGAAACACAGCCUGAU
Messenger RNA from Gavialis gangeticus (Gharial), 958 nucleotides. RefSeq names its product caudal type homeobox 1 (gene CDX1). Gene Ontology annotation, cellular component: nucleus. Lineage: Eukaryota; Metazoa; Chordata; Crocodylia; Gavialidae. Gene Ontology annotation, biological process: regulation of transcription by RNA polymerase II; cell differentiation; anterior/posterior axis specification. The transcript is spliced from 4 exons. The coding region runs from base 1 to 759 and encodes 252 amino acids. Gene Ontology annotation, molecular function: RNA polymerase II transcription regulatory region sequence-specific DNA binding; DNA-binding transcription factor activity, RNA polymerase II-specific. The record is from RefSeq and is a predicted model, not a curated record.